GGACGAAACGCGGUUGAUCAUGGAUCUUGUAAAACUGCGAGAAGUGCUCCUGAACACAGCAGCCUUAAAACCAAAAGAAAUCACACUACCGAAGCUUUCGGAAUGUUUGAAACCCGUGCUACCCUCUUUGCCCGAGGAUUCCUGUGCCGGCAAGGACCCGCUGUGGCAAACAUCUUAUCAAUAUCUUGCGAUACUCACCGAGUUUGCAGCAAACGGACUUAUUGAUGUGCAGAGUAGUGAGACCGAAAACGAAGAAGUUAUUAACCUGCAGCAUUUUGCUUGGUUCAUCGCGACGGCCGAUAUCGUACGGCAAUUUACCCUUCAGCUGUAUCUCCCUCGGGAACUCCGCGGUUUAUCCAAAUGUGAGGCCCAAUUGAUGGUCAUAGUAGAUGGCAAAGAGACUUCUCGAAGACUAGCACACUGUGUGGCCCAGUACGAAAUACUCUUCCAGAAGAGAAUGCUGGCGCAUCAUCCUAAGAUGAAAGAUUGUGCCAUCGAUUUCAUCGCCGGGAAGUAUAGUUUACAAGGUGCGUUCGAUACUGAUGCCGACCUGUUUCCCGCAGAGCUUAGCUUUCGGUGCUUGCUCAUCAUGAAAGGCGCUACUGGAUUGGCUCGGGAGCUAGCCGAAGUUUUACAUCGGGACUUGUUGCGAAUGACUGGCAGGAAGGGUGGUUUCGCCGUCCUUUGUCGUACGUUGCUAACGAUUGCGGAAUCUAAGGAAGAAGAAACUUCCUGGCGGAAGAGCGAAGUGAUUGCAAAGAUAGUUGCAUGUCGUGGCCAUACGAAGCAGUUCUAUCGGCAGGUGCUACAAGAUUGCCUCGAGUUUUUCCAAUGGGCUGCUAAUGCUGGAACGCAGGAGGCUCUGCUAUACGCCGGUACGUGCAUCGAGUGCCUCAAACGAUUCACAGCUCUCCCAAGCGCAUAUCGUGAGCUACAUACCCGUAUACAGAAUCACUUCUUCAGCUCCUUCGAUGCUCUGAUCAAUCCUCCGGAAAUGGUGGCAGGUUACGUACUGUGUGAGCGAAAACAGCUGCUGGCCAUUCUCCACGAUUGUCACGUGGCGUUUAGUGGAUCAUCCUUUAGUUCGCUACCAUCAAGCCUCCUAGUUCCAUACAUUGGCGUAUUUGCAAAGCUACAUUCCAUGAUGCCAAUCGAGUUCGAAGAAAGAGAUUACUUAGUUAACAUGACGGUGUUUUGUCUUUCCAACCGUACGAAGCAGGAACUGAGACAGUCGCUUCUGGAUCUCUCUUACACGACUGAAAGCACUGAGGGAAGAACUAAGUUUAUGCAUCCCCGAGUCACCAAAAAAGAUGCAGAAUCUUCUUACUCACUUGUCGUGAGUACAGCACGUGAUAACGAUGAAACUGAAUAUACAGGCUUGCUGACGGUCGUCAUAGAAAUGCUCAAGUCCUCCAACCGUAAUUUGGUGCUCUACGAUGUUUUUAUGAUUCUCCUGAACGAACUCGUGAAUGCUUCAAACCCGCUCGACGACCUACGUAUCCUUGAUGAUGACGAGCAGCAGGAUGCGCUGCGCAAGCGAUUUUAUCAUAAAUAUGCCAUCAUUCAAUCAUUGAUGGAACUGAUCAAUCAUAAGCAUUUCCACAGUCAGCUGUACGAUAAUCCAACCGAGGUGCUAGGUUUGCUGAAAGAUUCGGUGCGUAAUGUUAUCGAUCGGAGGACAGAUACCGGAGAAGCUUCCGAUGACGCGCUGGAAAUCAUAGUUUCAAUCUUUCAAGAAUUUCUCGCCAAAACCCGCAAUCAGACAGAAGUGGACGACAUUUUCAAACUUCUUCGACGAUACCGUACGACCACCAAGUGCACCCGAGAGCUGGGCGAACGGAUAGAUGCUCUGUGUAACAAACCAGCAACAGCUUCCGAGAACGAAGAACUGAGCGACUCGUCCUUUUGUAAUGCAUUUAACCUAUGUUCCGACUCAGAACCAUAUUGCAAAGUGUACGGUACGACAUUGCUCUUGAAGUUGUUAAAAGAGAAAGACAAAGAAACGGUAGCACAACGACAUUCCGUUCUCAUACUCGCGUUGGCCAAUCUUCGAAGUGAAGAAAGCUACGCUUUUCUCAAUUCCGUCCGAUUGCUGGUGGGACUCUGUGAUGUACUCGAGGCAGAAGUGAUCGAUGCACUGAUGAAGGAAUAUCUCAGUGAAUCCAAUGAGCUCGACUACCGUCUCAAAGUAGGCGAGGCGACUGUUAAAACCGUGGAAACAUUGGGUCCUUUUGCAAUCCGAUACCGCGAUGUACUACUAAAUGGUUUCCUCACCGGUGCGCGGCAUCAGUUGGACGAGAUUCGUACUUCGAGCCUAGCCAACGUUGGCAGCAUUUGCCGUAUCCUGUCAUACCAAGUGCAUCACUUUUUCUAUGAGCUAUUUCUGGUAAUAAGCCUAAUUAUGGAAACGGACAAAUAUCUUCCUGCUAGGCGAGCUGGAAUAUUGGUUUUGGCACAGCUGAUCGAAGGAAUGGAUGGUUUAAUGGACUUCCAGGAGUAUCUCCUACCUAUCUAUCGCUUCCUCAAACAAGUGAUCCACAACGAUAAGGAUGAUGUUACGAAACUGCAGGCAGCUGUCGCACUCGAUCAUCUGAAAGCUAAAACGAAAGACUUUCUCACCAUCAAUCCACAAGAUCUGGAGCAGCGAAUGUUUGGAAAAAUCAUUCCAUAACUCUUCACAGUGGUGGCCUGCUAUAGUUGUCUCCGAACUCCCUUUUCUGUUACCAAUGGGAUUAAAAUCUUUAUUAAAGACAGUGGUGUGUUAACUUUACCUCUUGUGUGUCGCUUGUUUCUUACAAUCUACCGGAUAAAACUAGUUAGCUAAGCCUCCUAAGACGUACGGUCAUUUUUUUUCUUCCACCUGUAGGCGCGUACCUGGACACACACUAGAAGAAGUGAAUAAAGACCUU
Molecule: messenger RNA, 2909 nt
Organism: Anopheles darlingi
Lineage: Eukaryota; Metazoa; Arthropoda; Insecta; Diptera; Culicidae
Gene: Tango6
Product: transport and Golgi organization protein 6
Exons: 3
Coding region: 20-2671 (883 amino acids)
Biological process (GO): protein secretion
Source: RefSeq, a predicted model, not a curated record